AUGUUUUCCAAAAGACCAGAUAAGCACACGACGGGGUUGAUCAAUUUGAGAAACGAUUGCUUUGCCAAUACAUCCCUACAGGCAUACUCUUCGUUACCGAGUCUCACUGAAUACCUCAAUAGUUUUAUUUUGAGCUACGAUCAGCUAUCGCAGUUUGUCAAUGACCACAGCUUGGACAUUGAAGAGCUCACCAAGUUGAGAAUGGAGCGUAACAAGUCGUUGCAGAACUCCAGAUUCAAGUCGUCAAACGCAAAGUUCACCAUCCCUUUGCAUCUUGCCAUGGCAACGAUGGUGAAGAAGCUUCAAGAAACGCAAAUGUUUUCCAAAACCAUUAGUGUUUGGUCUUUUUUGCACGAGUUGGAGAAUAUUUUCCACGCCAAGAUUUCCAAAAGCCAGCACGACGCCCACGAGCUCACUCAAUUGAUCAAUGAAACGUUGGAAAAUGAAAAUUUGAAAUUGAAAAGCUUCCACAAGUAUAUUCUCUUGAAUUUGCAUCGCAUUGUUCCAAAAGAUGGGCAGCCGACACCACAGGACUAUACUCAAUUAGAGUCGAUUCACAUACCGGAGUUCCCAUUUGAUGGGUUGAUUUUGAGCCAAAUGACUUGUCUUUCGUGCCAUGGGCUCUCUAAGCCCAAUUUCACCCCGUUUGUCAUCUUGACUUUGCCCACGCCAGAUGCACCCGAGUGCAAAUUGGAAACGUUGUUGGAGGAAAAUGAGAGCGAGAGAAUUGAAGGCUAUCAUUGUCUCAAGUGCUGCCUUGAUAAGAUUGUUGCGAAUGAGGACCAAAUUAUUCAACAACGGAAAUUUGCAUCACCACAAGAGGAACAGUUUAUCCAUGACAUUUUCAACUUGCAUCUGAAUCCAAACCUCUGCAUAAACGAGGAUAUUUCUGAACCGCUAGAAAACUAUAUCAAAAACUAUAACGUGAAUGGGUUGAAUAUUUCGGGAAUCACUUCGACGGUGGUUAAAAAGUCGCACAUUUUGAAACCGCCAAAGAUAUUUGGAUUGCACUUGUCGAGAUCUAAAUUUGAUGGCCACAGCGUGACGAGAAACUCAUGUCGUGUGGAGUUUAAAGAUUCAAUGACCUUGUCCAUUGGCCAGGAGUACCACGACAGAUUGAAAGACUUUCAACAAUACCUGCAAGACGAAGAAACCAAGUUGAUUCAGAAAUUGAGCUCAAAGGUUUUGACUACAGACGUCAACGACAUGGAAGAUGCCUCAGUGCAAAAAGACGACUUUGAGGAGAAAGGCGAGGAGGAUGAAGAGGAAGAAGAUGGUGACGAAACCGAUGAUGGAGCUGCAACUGAAACAGGAACCGAUUUGACCGAUGAUGACGAUGAUGAUGAUGACGACGAUGAUGACGAUGACGAUGACGAUGACGAUGAUGAUGAUGAUGACGAUGACCUGUCGUCGCAAACAAGCAAAGAUUCGCUCCCACGUACAAUCACCACUAGCACGACAAUCAGACCCGGUGAAGCUGACCCCGAGGCCCAGCAACACACGCUCAAUGAGGCGCCUCUCUCCGACCAGCAGCACGAAAACCUCAAGGAGCAUUUUAAAAAAUUCAAGUUUAAUGAAAACGACGUUUACAAGUAUAGGUUACGUGCCAUGAUCAAGCACAUGGGAUCGCAUACACAGGGCCACUACGAAUGUUACAAGCACAAGCCCUUGUUUGUUAAGAAUCGAGAAGGAAGCAUUUUCAAACUAUCGCCUGAAAUCAUGGACCUAUCGGGUGACGUUCACCAUGGUGUUGAGCCGGUUGCAAGUACAGACUCAAAUGGCGAAGCGCAAGAAAAGAAGCGCAAGUUUUCGUUUCGGCCAUCUUCGGGGAGUGUAUCGUCGUCGUCAGAUGUGCCAGAUGAUAAGUUCCGUAACAAAUUCUCCAACUUGAUGGGCCGUAGGCCUUCUGUUAUCCAAGCAGAUCCACGAAACGUUGAAGAGAUUUUACAAUCGGGACUCCAAACUCCCGCUGAGAUAUUAGUGGAUGAUCCAAUGAAAGCACCCCAGCAAAACAACUUUGACAGUGCAUUUGCUCAUGCCAAUUUGAAAAACUCCUUCCCGGAAAAGACUUCCAUCACCACCACCAACAACAACAGCAGCAACAAAACAAACGGCGCCGAGUCUCUAGGCGGAGAUCAAACUCCGGAUAAGAAAGUGAAGAUGAAGAAGAUUAGUUCCCUUAUCAAUAAUCCGUAUUGGAGAAUUAGUGAUGCUCAAGUCGAUGAAGUUUCGCGCGCAACCGUGUUGUCGGAGGAAGCCACCGUGUACAUGUUGUAUUACGAGCGAGUCGACAGAAAGCAAAUCAAACGUUCUCAACGUGGCAAGUAG
This is a messenger RNA of Lodderomyces beijingensis, 2328 nucleotides long. Lineage: Eukaryota; Fungi; Ascomycota; Pichiomycetes; Serinales; Debaryomycetaceae. The record is from the annotation of a GenBank genome assembly.